This is a messenger RNA of Pristis pectinata (smalltooth sawfish), 11381 nucleotides long. Its product is annotated as protein phosphatase 1 regulatory subunit 37-like. The transcript is spliced from 13 exons. Gene Ontology annotation, molecular function: protein binding. The coding region runs from base 379 to 4101 and encodes 1240 amino acids. NCBI's taxonomy places the organism in Eukaryota, Metazoa, Chordata, Chondrichthyes, Rhinopristiformes, Pristidae. The record is from RefSeq and is a predicted model, not a curated record.
GGUGGUGGCGAAUGUGCGGGCAGGAGGAGAGAGGCAGAGUUCGGGGGUUGCCUCCCCCCUCCCGACAACAAUCGAAUCGAUUAGUGUCCGGGCGGCAGCGGCGUCGAUGCCGAUGGAGCGCGGGCUCUAGUGACAGAAGCUCCGAGGCUGGGCGGCGGGGCCUAAGGCGGCGGGAGCCGGGCAUCAGCGGGGGAGAGAGGCCCAGGCUCCGGGCAGGAGGACCGUCCCUGAGGGAGAGGGAGCCAGGGCCCGGCUGCGACACCAGGGACAGGGUCCCAUCUUCAGAGGGAGUCAGGGGGACCGGGCUUGGGGGUACGAGGCCGCACGGUUGGGGGAACCCCAGGGUCCAGGACACCCUUGUCCAGGGCCCAGGGGGGCAUGGAGGCCUGUGAUACUCCUGAAGCGGGAGGGACCAUCGAGCAGAGGGAUCCUGCUAACCUGGCAGCAGGCAAGUGUCACACUCAGUGUCUCAGUACUGCAGGAGAGGUAAGGAUCGCCGCCCUACAUCAGCCAGAGAGCAAUGCUAACCUGAGAGUGCCUAAUUGCCACAGUCAGGUUAAUAAUAACCUGGGAGAGGCCGAUCAGGAGGAGAUGAGGGUCAGUAACAGUCCUCUCAAGGGUCAAUCCCACCAGCAAAAUAAUACUAACUUGGGAGGGGGCAUUUAUCACAGUCAGAGUAAUAACAAUCUGGAGGAGGCAGAUCAGGAAGGGAUGGAGAUUAGUAACUGCCAUUUGAAGGGGCUGUUCCAUCAGCGAGGGAAUAAUGCUAACGUUGAGAAGGGUAGGUGUCACAGUCAGAGUUAUAAUGCUCUACGAGAGGACGAAGGGUGUAGCCCUGGAAGUGGAGACCACCAAUGCCAAGGAGAAGUGGAGGUAAAUGAGAUCCAGACCAGGAUGAUGCUUAACAGCCGAUCGGAAGUUACAGAAGGUGAGCAAGGUGUUGUUCACUUGCAAAAUGGAAAAAAUGCAAGAGAUGGAACAGGUGAUUGCCUGCUAGAAAGAGAGGACUCGAAAGGUCUGAAGAAAGAGCAGGCGCAGGAUGGAGGGAUUGUGUUGGCAACUGUAAGUGAAAGCAGCACAGAGACUGGUAGAAUUGAGGCAGCAUCAGAGUGCAUGGCAAAAAACAGAGUGCCUACUCAGGAGCCCGAGGGAGCAUCACAAGAAGUGGGGGAGAAUGGGGACGAAGAUAUAUCGAUGGGGAAGAGACCAGCGAUCGAGAAACUGGAGGGAAUGAGCCCGGAGCUUGCUCUGCCUGAGAUGAACAAUUUGGAGAAGGAAUGCACGACGGAAGUGACACUGGAAGAACAAGGGAGAAGGCAGGAAACCUCAGAAGUUUGCAUGAGAGAGAAAUUCACACAGAGUGUUUCAAUGGAGGCAGUGGCAGAGGAUUUAGAAAAUGAAGCUGUUGAGAAGAGUAUGCAACUGACGAGAACUGGGGAAAGUGGCAGGGAGGGAAGCAGCCAAACCUUGGAACUGAGUGUGGUGCAGCAGGAGGUUAAGAGCACAUCAGGACAGGCUGUUGCAGAGCAGGAUGUCAAGGAUGAUUUUAAAUUGAUUUUGGAAGCGGAGAGCAGUGUGAAGCUCCAGGAGAAGGAGUGUGGGGAAGCGGAAUUGGGCAAUGAAGAGUCAUUGCAAACAGCAGUAAGCACUGACAAGAUGUCAACAUCACCCUGCGCCGAUUGCCCUGGGCAUUCUGCCCCCCCUCGAGUACCUUUGGAUAUGCUCUCCCCCCUUGGAAACGACAUACCCCAUCCGCUUGCCUUGAUUCCCCCCAGCCCGGACCAGGCCGAUGAUCCCACGUCACUCUUGCCAACAGCAGACGGCCGGGGGAAGCAAGCUGUGAAGAGAGUAACCUUUCCAUCGGAUGAGGCAAUCGUCUCUGGUGCAGUGGAACCUAAAGACCCUUGGAGACACGCUCAGAAUGUGACUGUGGAGGAGAUUAUUGCUGCCUACAGGAAGGCCUGUCAGAAACUGAACUGCAAGCCGAUUAACAAGCUGCUCAAACAGAUCCAAGAGUUUAAGCACCUGUCGCAGAGGUUGGACUGCUUGGAUCUAAAAGGUGAGAAACUGGACUACAAAGGUUCUGAGGCCUUGGAAGAGGUUUUCAAACGGGUUCAGUUCAAGCUAGUGGAUUUGGAGGCAACCAACCUGGACGAGGAUGGUGCGUCAGCAUUGUUUGACAUGAUAGAAUAUUAUGAGUCGGCCACCCAGUUGAAUAUCUCCUUCAAUAAGCACAUCGGGACGCGAGGCUGGCAGGCUGCAGCUCACAUGAUGAGGAAGACCAACUGCCUGCAGUACCUGGACGCGAGGAACACACCGCUACUCGAUCACUCUGCACCUUUUGUCGCUCGUGCUUUGCGGAUCAGCAGCAGCCUGGUGGUGCUACAUCUGGAAAACGCCAGCUUAUCCGGGCGACCGCUCAUGCUCCUGGCAACUGCCUUGAAGAUGAACAUGACGCUGCGAGAGUUGUUUCUGGCGGAUAACAAACUGAAUGGACUCCAGGACUCGGCACAGUUGGGGAACCUGCUGAAGUUCAACUGCACCAUCCAACUGAUGGAUCUGCGCAACAAUCACAUUCUAGACUCGGGCUUGGCGUACAUAUCUGACGGGUUGAAGGAGCAGAGACAGGGUCUGGUCACUUUGGUCCUGUGGAACAAUCAGCUAACCCACAAUGGAAUGACCUAUAUGGCAGCUGCCCUGCCCUACACGUUGAGUUUGGAGACGUUAAACCUUGGUCACAAUGCCAUCGGGAACGAAGGUGUGCAUAAAUUAAAAGAUGGACUGAUUGCAAACCGAUCAGUUCUGCGGCUAGGAUUGGCGUCUACAAAGCUCACCUGUGAAGGUGCUGUGGCUGUGGCGGAAUUCAUUGCUGACAGCCCCCGUCUCCUCCGGCUGGAUCUGCGUGAGAAUGAGAUCAAGACCGGUGGGCUUAUGGCUCUCUCGCUGGCUCUCAAAGUCAACCAUUCACUGCUGCGGCUUGACUUGGACAGGGAACCCAAGAAAGAAACGGUAAAGAGCUUCAUCGAAACUCAGAAGGCCCUCCUCACUGAGAUCCAAAACGGUUGCAAGAGGAAUUUCAUUCUGGCAAAGGAAAAGGAAGAGAAGGAGCAGAAGAUGCGUCAGUCGGCUUCGAUGCCCGAGAUCACUGUAACUUUGUGCGAUAAGACAGAGGAGCCCCAAAAUAGUCAAGCCUGCACAAGGGAAGAGGGAUCGGGAAAUGGAGAUGCCCAAGAGGGUAUUCCGAUCGUGACUGGGGAUACAGAAGUACUGGAAAGUGUUGGUGAAUCAGGAGUUACUCCCCCCUCCGUGGAAUGUAAUACACAUUUGGCUGCACAAGAUGAGUCAGUGCCACAGCCUGGUGUGGUUGAGCCACUUAACUCUGAACAACACCUUCAACACCAAGGUGCUUUGGAAAUGCCUUCUGGGAAGAAGUCAGUCACGGACUCCGAGGUGGAUGGUGGGAUCGGCCCAGCCACAGUUGGUAACCAGCAUGCUGCUCCUGAAUUACAAUCAGCAGGGUCUGAGAGCCCAGUUGCUGUCAGGUCACCAGUGGAGAUCCCAUCAAGAAACAAUGAGAGACUCGUGUCCAGCCCAGGCAGAGGACACAAAGUCUUUGUGGUGACCAGAGUGGAAAGCCCACCAGAGGACCCCAACAAUCGGGAUGUGCAGUGGGUAAAAGAAGCAUUGCAAAGCAAAAAGAACAGGGCCAUGGAUAAAGAGACUGAAUCCUCCUCGGAGCCUUUUCCUGGCUCAGUACCAGAUGCUACAGCAGCUGUGACUGUUCCAGCCCCUGCCUCUGAAGGGAGUCUCCAGUCCAGGAGCCCGCUGAAUCAGGAUAAGUCAGUAGAAACCACUGGACACGACUUUGAGACGGUCUGCGCUAACGACUGUGAUCAUGUGAUGCACGGGACCACCUUACCAAAUGGACUCAAAGCCGAUCUCAUGCACAGACUGCCUGAGUCAGUGGUGUUAGCAACAGGGAGGGAUGGCAAAGCAGUGAGCUGCAAUGUCGAGCAAGAGUUUACAACUCCUAAAACCGAAAAGGAAUUGGAGGAGUUAUUGCUGGAAGCAAGUCAGGAAACAUGCCGUGAAACAUCGUGAAAUCGAGCCGUGUCUUUCGGGUCCUGCUGGAUGUACUGAAGCUGACCUUGAAGAUGCCUGUCUGGUUCUACCCCCCCCCCCCCCCAUCACCCCCCCUCCUCAACAACAAAAGAAAAAUAUUUCCUCUCUGACCUCUCACUGCCUCUUGUAUUGGAGCAGGGGAGUUAGACUCCCACCAUAGACCUGCGUCAUUGAUCACCCCGCAACUCUGCUCCAUUCCAUCCCUCCUCCAGGGAAUGGGUUCCUGAGACCCGGUUUUAAUUUGGUUGGAGUGGGUACCAAAGAAGUGCCACCCAGGAAAGGUUGGAUUGCUGUGCACCCCAUCCAAUGGGGUGGUUCCUCCUCACUGGGAUGAAGCUCUCCUAAUGCAAGAAGGGGGUCGUGGUCAUUGAGUCUGUCUGGAAUCUGAAUGAGGCAACCCCUCGAGCUGUUGAUUUUCUAUGUGAUAUUGUAUAUGUUGUAACAGGGCUUGGAAUAACUAGUGAACUAGAUUUCCCUUCCUUCACUGUUUUCGCUAGAGAUUUUAGUACUAGUAAGGGGUAGGACCAGUAUUCUAGAGACGAGUCCCCCACCACCACACCCCCCAACCCCUCCCCAAUACUGACUGUUGUCUCCACUGUGACUAUCCUCUUGGUGAUUUUAUUAGCACUAUCUGUGUGUGUUUGUGGGUGGUGGGGGUGAAAAUAUAACACUAGUGAAGGGAAUUUUCAGCCCAGGUACACUUUCUGUUCUAUCUCAGCCCUAAAGUUUUUCUUUUAGAUUACAAGCUAUUUAUUUUGGUCUAGAUCUUUAUUGAUGUUGGUUUAAUGUUUUAAGGAGUGGCUGUGUGGAGUUUGUGUGAGAGGUUAGCAGUUUGAAUGCUCUAAUUUUUUAUGUAGGAUUGAGGUCACACUGGGGUUUGUACCUGCUGGAAGAGAUCUCAAAAAAAAAUCCCUUUCAGGUCAUUUAGCUGCGUGUGGCUUUUAAUGAUCUCAGCAACCCACAGGCAACCAGAGAUUUAUACUAUUUUAACUAGCUGAAUGUUAAUGAGUUUGGUCAGUGACACUAGUCAUAAUCACUACAAAGCAGAUCACUGGAUCAUUGUCAUACUGAAUGUGGGAGCUGAUUGUGUACAAAUUAGCUGCUACAUUUCUUACAUUAUAAUAGCGACUGCACUCUACUUGGUGGUGUCCCAAAUGCAUGCAAGUGUUUCUUUCUGGUCAUUGUUCCAACCAUUUUGUAAAGUCAGUCAAUCCAUGUGGGAUUCUGCAUUAUGUUUGUGAAUCUCUAAGGGAACAGGUGACUGAAAGUGAUGAAAGCCACUUCAGUAAAUUACCACAUAUGCAACCAAGUAAAUUAACACAGAAGCUAUUUUCUCUGUCCUUUUCAUCAGAUGGUGAUAUUUGAGGUUUAAGAUUGCACCCUGGUGGUGGAUUAAUCUGCAAUUCCAUGGGCCAUCUUCUUUGGGAAUCACCCUUGCUCUGUGCUAUUUUCCUGGCCCAAGCACUGUUCAUUUUGAACAUUACGUCAACCGAACCGAUUGCUCAAAGCCUAAACUGCAGAGUAGUUCCCUUUCUGCUGCAAGUCCUUCGCUUGGAAGCUGACAAUGCAACCCUUGUGUCACUUUCUUUCCAAUUAUGUGGAAAAUUUAUCUUGAAUCCACUGUUGCUUGGUAAUAAGAAACAGAAUGUGCUGAAAACCACUGCAGAUCAGGCAACAUCUGUAAACAAAUCUCUGGACUGACUCCUUCAUAGUGCAGUCAUUAUAAGUGUGGUGCAAAUCAUUUGCUUCCAAUAUUUCUUUGCUUUCAAUAUCAGACACCAGACAUUUUUGCUUUUUACUAUAAAUUGUGUUGUUCCCUGAUGUGUCAAAAGGGAAAUAAAGCACAUGGCUUCAAGCUUAUUAUAAUGUUUUUAUGCAAUGUCCCUUUGCACUGGCCUGUCUCAUGAGCAGCAUAGUCUGGUUUUAGCUUGACUGAGAGAGAAAUCAGAAAGGAUCUGUGAGCUUUGAUGUUUCCAGCUCUGGGUACACUAUAGAACGACAUCCAUCUCUUCCCUCUCUGAUUCCUGGAUGGAUUGCUUUGUGGUACAGGGUAAUGAAACAAAAGCAAUAUGUGAUCUUGAUAUUUCAUUCCCUCUGUCGCAUGGGUUGAGCGGAGGAAAAUAAAGACCAGUUUUUUUUAUAUAAACCGAGGUUAUAUUACCCAGUGUUUGCUGCAGUGUCACAUUACCUCAGUAUUAAUUUACCAGCAUUUAGAGUCAAUUUCAACUUCAGCAUUUUUUUUUAUAAAUUUACCUUUGAAAGAAAAUUCCAUGUGGAAAAGCUGUAGGGGUUUGGGCGGAAAUUUGUCAUCUUGUCUGGGGUGGGCAUAUUGUGCAAAGAAUUAAAGACAGGCUCUAUUAGGUGCCACAGGGACUAGACUGGGUCAGGAGUGGGACAUUUACUCCCAAUUCUACCUCGGUAAAGAUGUAGUGUUUACAUUCAUUGUGUUACACUCUGUUCCUUACACAGGAGAGCUUUAUAGUCAUAAAAAUGACAAUAAGGAAAGGUUAAUAAUAAUAGGUGCAAACUCUAGGUGAACACAAACUGGAGUGUUUUUUUGUAGAAAAAGAACAUGCAAUUGAUGCUUCAGUGCAGGCUGUCAUUUCAACAUUAAUUCAUUAAGGCUUUCCUUUUGUGUGUUAUCACCCAAGUCUAAAGUUUAUCUAGGGGUGUGUGUGUGCGUCUGCCUGAAUCACUUGUUCCUGGGAUGGCUUGUGGCUUUGAGAAGGCAAGACAACCCUAGCGUGCUGAGCAGUAGGUAUGUUGUUUGAGUGUGCAUCUCAAUCUCCAUUGCAGCUCAGGUGGGCACAGACCGUUGUUCACUGACUCCUUACCCCAGCUACAGAUGUACUUUUGCAAACUGUGUUCUCCACCUCCUGAAGGUUGCUUUUCAAAUUCCUGUGAGGAUUGGUUCCUCUUGACUGCCAAAGGAUGGUGAACAAACAUUCUGAGGCACCAGCCAAGGUACCCCAGAACUUGGCAUUUCCUCUAAGACUUGCAAAAGAAUCGCAGUGAACAGGAAUAUAUGCUGUUGCAAUCACCAGAUGUUGCAAGUGGAUACAUACCAAGUUGAAACACAUGAUGGACAAUUCAAAAUUGCAGGAAGAUCCACACAGUCUGACUUUCCAAGAGGCUGCAGAAGUCACGAUGUGCAGUCAUCGGUACGAAUUGGCACGUGAUCCACGUCUACUAACCCUCUCCCAAUCUCCUACUUGAGGUAUCCACAUUUAUGACCAAUUGAGGUGGUGAAGGACUCCGAGAGGAUGGAAGUGGAGAGAGGAGAGCUAAACGUAUGCAAGUACAUCCUCGUUUUCUGAUAGUUUAUGUACAAAGUCUGCUUGUUACGUGAGGGGUGGGUUGUUGCUUUAAGAGUUGCAUCUGACUGAUCCAAAUGAAACCGGAUGCAUCAACCCUGCUAGGCGAAUUGCUAGACUCCAGAGGUUCUUUUUUUAAAAGUGCAAUAAAUGUUUCAGGGCCGUGCAUCGAGCAUAACUGCAUGCAAGUUACAGUAGGACAUGUAUAAACUGAUGCUGUGACUUUCUAGCCCUGAAAUGCAGAGGAUCUGAAUAUAGUAUAACAUUAUGUAUAGAGAUGCGUGUUAACUAGUGUCAAUGGGCUGCUUAAAGUCUGAUUCUAUUUUUUUUGUUCCCUGAUGUGUUUCUCCUCUUGAGAGUUUGUUGUGGUAAUAAUUGUGGGUUGGGUUUUCUUUUUUUUUUGCAGUUUCUGUUUGUUGUGACAACUCUCAUACACCUGAGGAAUGGCGUGUCUGACCCAAAGAUGUUACUUGAGACUGUCCAUGUGUUGGGGAAGGAGGGAGUGGGUUUGCAUCGUCACAACUCUCAUUGGAUGCUGGAUCCAGCCUCUGAUUCUUUUUCAUUUCAGUGGGUCUUGCUUUUCACUUUAAUUGGCGCCAGCAUUGAAUGUCCUCCCUUGCAGGUUAAACGGGUUGCUGGGGUACCAGGUCCUAUGGUUCAAUCAAGAAUAAACAUUUACGACCCUGCUGUUAUUCCAGCUAUGAAGGCGUUUAGGAACCAUGCCUGAAAUAGAAUGGGCAGAAACAAUGGGCCCAACAGUGGGAAAACCUGGGAAAUAUUACACUACAGUAACAGAUUUGGCUUUUGGUUUACAUUUCUGGUCAAGGCAAUUAAAACUAGCGCGGUGGCCUCAAUCCCAGACACAUUGUCAGCGCAAUGGACUUGGGAUUUUUCUCACUAUAAGGGUGCAUUUAUUUGCAACUGUCCAAAGAUGGGUAAUGGCAUUCUAAUUGCAGCUGUUCGUUACACUACGUGUAAAGGUGGAUGUUUAUGAAACUAUUUAGUUGCCCCUGGCUGUUAGUUUAAAGAUGAGCUAAUUUACACUCUGACUAUAUCGUGAGAUUAGUGGAUGUGUUUGGAUCCAUAUUGAUUUUUUUUUAUUCAUUGGCAAAUCACUGAUGGAGCCAGAGUUAAUGAUGGCCCACCUUCUAUUACCCUUGAGAAGACGAUGGUGCUAUCGAGAACUAAUUCCGAGGCUCUCCUAGAUUCAGCGAGGUUGGGGGGGGGGGGGGGGGGGGGGUGUAAUAUUAUUUGCCACUGAACCAUGCUUGAUCAGGAAACCAACCCCCAAGUAACUUGCACUAAAUUGGGUCAACAGUGGACUUCAGUGCCCUUCUGAGGGGCAGAUAGAUCGGCCACACCUCCUGACCUUGGACUGGUACUGAGUCCUGGGUAAGGGCAGGAUUGGAUGCCUCCCCUUACAUAUACCAAAAUGUUGCUAUUGGUGAGAUAGCUGAAAGCCAGCAGGAGUCACUGCCUUUAUCAGAGGAGGGAAGAAACCUGAGGCAAAAUUGUUAGACACAGGUUUUGGAAUCUGAUCAGUGAGAUGGGUGUUUGUUCCUGCAGGAGAGAGACUGACGUGAACAGGGAGGGGAUGUGAGGAUGAGGUGGGACGUGGUACGAUGAGAUUUGUAAAUCGCACUGUGGCUGGAUGAUCAGAAAUCACUACACUUGUGAACAGAACAAAAGAGAGCACGAGUACUAGUUUCCCUGCUGAAGCGCGAGAUGGAGAGGCUGGUUGUGCAGAGGCAUGAGGGAAGCCAGCAAUUGUGCUCAACGGGCAGUUGGCGACUUCUGAUACUGCUUUUAUAAAUGACUGUUAUAGUUUUACGAAUUACUGAUGGCUUGAGGUGGUCCUCCCAGUUGGGGAGUGCAUCAGCUGCAACAGUACUGCUGGUGGGUUCAGAACACAGCUGCUUGGUCCCCACCCCCACACCCCCUUUCCACCGACCCAGCACAGUACUCUGGACAAAUGCCAACACCGACUCCAUCCCUGAAUUCUGACCCCUUGGCUGUUGUUUUUGGUUUUUUUUUGCCUUAUACUAACCCUGGCAGGACCUUAAAAAAAUACUCCACUCCUGAUCCAGUGUAAGUAUUCUAUUGUAUGUUGGGGAUUUCCUACUUCCAACAAUGCUUUUGGGUGGAAGAUUUUCAAUGUUGUGGAAAUUAUUGGUGAAUUGGAAGUGCAAUUUGCCUGCAACUAUUGUUUAGUACCAAAGUAAAUGUAGGAUUCGUUGAUUUCACAGUUUAAAAUAAUUCUCACAAAGGGCACAAAAUUCCUGCUGAUCCUGGACCAGUUAUUCUCUCACCUGAGGAUCAGGAGCUUGGACUAGCUGACACCAAUACUAACACUGCACAAGGAAGCAGGCUGAAAUCCUUCCUCACUCUGGCUGAUGUACUUCUUCCACCUCCACCACCUCCCACUUUUUUAUGCAGACGCUCACUGCCACAGGGUUGUUUCACAGGUUCCGACUGGGACACUCCCGUUCCGCACCCUGUUUAGGACCGCACUAACUCUCAUCACACACGCGCUCGGGAGUCGCUGGCCUGACUGACGGAGCUUUGCAGUUGCUGUCAAAGGCACUCCUUACUGUGGAUCUCUUGCCCUGCCAAGCGACAUUCCCUGUCCGUGACGAUGUUGUGGUGAUGCUACUUGCACUAGCGUCAUGGUUCUUGGCCCUUCUGUGAUAUCGAGGGAAUGGGAACCCCUCUUCAAUGGUAGACACUAAGCUUCUCCAUGAACUGCAACAGAAUGACCAAGCAUGCCACAGGGACUUGGUUCAUAAUGUGAGCCAGUGCCGAGUUACCUUCUCCCCAGCAAUUUCUUCUCUCAGCAUCAGUAGGUCAUUUGCCAUUUGACGUCAUUUUCACGGUUGCACAGUGCACCAUUCCUGACGUGGAACUCUGGGUCUUGUGUGAAUAUUGACCAACCCACAUUUCCCUUGGUAAUGUCAUAUCAAAGCAGGUUUUGAAAUAAGAGUUUGCAAAUAGUUUAUUGCAGCCAUGACCCUCCAAAUUAUCAUCCACUUGGGAAGUACUCUUCUAGAUUUACACACUUUGGUUUACAACCAGAGUGAAGGGGAGCAGGAUCAGACCAUGUGGGUAAGGGAGACUAUUCUUGCACUACAUUCUAACUUCAAACACUAGAGGACAGCUCUCUGCAAGCAGUGUUAGAGCCUAAUUAGGUGAAAAUUAUCUGCAAAAUAAUGUCGUGUUUUUACCAAAUUAUGAUCAGUUACCCAUGCUUCCAGCUCAUCAGGACAAACUGUGUUGCUCUCUCUCCAUCCCCACUGUGCAAAUGUGAUGCUCUUUCAUGCAGUGGCUCUCUCUCUCCCUCACGUACGUACAUGCAUUCUGUUUCUUUGCUUGUCCAACUUGCAUGUUGUUUCCUUUGCUUCCUCCCAGACAUAGUACCAGCAUUUAAGGCCACCACAGUAGCCCAUGAGCUGUGAUUGUCACUUCCUCUGAAGGACAGCAACUCAGACCAGCCACUGCCAAAUUCCCCUGCUGAUCUCGACUGACUGAUGCAAUGGGUGUUAUUUCCCAAUGAAAUUUUACUGCCUUGCAUUAUUUUUUUUAUAUCAGCUCUUAGAAUCUGUCAGUCUGCUGUGCUGUUCCGUAUCCUUUACCAGAAGUGUCCUGUUCCUUUCAUCCGUAGCAGUGGAAACGUGUAGGUUCACCUGGAGUCGGUGUUGCUUUCUGUCCUUGUACCUGUGGGUGAUGGAGCAUGCAUCUUCACCCACAAUCAGUCUAUGUUGAUGCCUCCUCAAGUAUCUGCACUUGUACAAACUACUUAAUUUAAUCUGUUGAUUCUGUUCAAGUGGAUGUACUCUCCACUGGGCCCCUCUAGGCUCUGAGAUGAACCUAAUGCAAUUAUGUGACUUUUAAGCAUCUUUGGAUUUAUUCAGAAUCUUGGUUAAAUAAUUAAAAUAAAAAAAUUUCUUA